GUUAUAUACAAAAUAGGGAAAUACUCUUGCUACUAUGCACAUUUGACCUUGCAUAUGUGCGCAAGUUUAAGGUCGCCUGAAGCAACCUACGCUUAUGUCCCAUGAACUUACGGGCCAAAUUGUACAAUUAAAUUCCUAGGUUUGCAUUAGUAUUAAACCGCCAAGAAUGGUAAUUCGUGCGUCGCCCCCAGCAUCCGUCGUCGCGAGACGUAGGGUGAACCCAAGUGCUCCUUACACCAGUCCUAAGGAGAAAACAUGUUAUUCCGAGUUCUUGGGAAAACCGGUCUCACAUGUCGGAGGCAUUUCGGCCGCAAGGUCGGGUCCAUGGUCCAGCAGCGCAUUUACCGCAUCGCGACACGGGUCUAGAGCCGAUGGCGAUUCACCUCUUCCCAGCCAACCAAAGACGCCCAAUCAGCCGCCUUCUGUAGCACAGCCGUCACCUCAGUUGCCCUCCUCGCCUCCACCCUCUCUGCAGCACGAACCACAUCAACCACCCAGGAAGGCCCACUCAUACAGUUUGAAGCCCGCAACUCGCGCCCUGCUUGCCAAGAGGAGGGAGGAGCAGGUGGUUCGGCGCAAGGAGCAGCCAGAAAAGCAGCAACAGCGGCAGCUGCAUCAACAAGGGACGGACUUGCAGCAGCAACGACAACAGGAGGGGGCACCCGGUCAAACAUGUUUGCCCACAUCUGGGGAAGCCCCGAAAGCGGAGGGCUCCGGCGUUGUAACGUUUUUUCGCUUCUGGCACGAUGAGAAGCUCUUCAAGGGCCGCGGGGCUGACUGUCUGGUGCGUGCGGCGCUAGCGGCGGCAGGCGGGCAGCGGGCGGGCGGCCAUGCUAAGGAGCACCCGGAGCGGGGCCCGCUGGGGUGGCAGCGGCUGGGGCGGUGGGAGGUGCUGUGGAGCCCGGCCAGCACUGCCAUGCAGGCCGCGGAGCAGGGUCCCUCCCCCCGCCAGCUGCUUAGCGCGGUACCCGGCACCCGCAGCCUCAGCGGCAAGCAGAACCUAGCGGACACCCUCACACAGG
Molecule: messenger RNA, 1022 nt
Organism: Astrephomene gubernaculifera
Lineage: Eukaryota; Viridiplantae; Chlorophyta; Chlorophyceae; Chlamydomonadales; Astrephomenaceae
Source: the annotation of a GenBank genome assembly